AUGAAUAUCCUCGUUGCUCCAAGUGGCUUCAAAGAAAGCCUGGAGCCCCACGUUGCUGCGGAUUGCAUCGAAGCCGGAAUCUUACGCGCUGCCCCCGAUGCCAAAGUACGAAAGGUACCGCUAUUUGAUGGAGGUGAAGGGUUUGCUCGUGCGUUGGUAGCAUCCACUGGAGGGGAACACAAAGAGUUGGCUGUCACCGGGCCGGUUAAACAUAAAAUCAAUGCGUUCUACGGUUUUCUUGGGGGAGAACGGCAACGAACUGCUGUUAUCGAAAUUGCUGAAGCCGCGGGGCUCCGCCUGGUUCCUAAAGACCAACGAGAUCCAACAAGGACAACAACAUACGGAGUUGGAGAAUUGAUAAAUGCCGCUUUGAACCAUGGCGCAGACCGAAUCCUGAUUGGCUGCGGGGACUCAGGAACGAGUGACGGCGGAGUUGGUAUGUGCCAGGCCCUUGGAGCACGGUUUCUCGACAACAAAGAAUGCGAGCUUCCGCAAGCUGCCGGAGGGGGGAGCCUUGCUAAGUUGGCUAAGGUUGACCUUUCUGGAAUCCAUCCACGGUUGAAGAAGGUCCAAAUCGAUGUGCUUUGCAAUUGGAAAAACGUUCUAUGUGGGCCCAACGGCGUCGCCAGGGUCUACGGGCCGCAAAAGGGUGCAACGGCGGAGCAAGUUGACCAACUUGCAGCAGCACUAGAAAACUAUGCGGCAGUUGUUAAGCACGAUGUAGGGAUGGAUCUGGCUAAGAUGCCAGGUGGAGGAGCGUCGGGAGGAUUAGGAGCUGGGUUUGCGUUGAUCGGUGCGACAUUGCGUCCCAGGUUCGAAGCGAUCACAGAGUAUUUCGGGAUCGAAAAGCUAUUCGAUGAAUGCCAUUUGAUUUUCACUGCCGAGGGCGGAAUCGAUUAUCAGACACCAAGGGGUAAAAUCCCCGGCGAACUGGCGAUACGAGCCAAACGAUGCGGCCUUCCUGUUGUCGCAAUCGCGGGAACGAUUGGAGCAGGCGCGACAGUUAACUAUGGUGCCGGAAUAGAUGCUUUUACAAGCAUUAUCCAAGCUCCAACAAGUCUCGAAAACGCCGUAGCUCAGGCACCAAAGCUUCUGAUUGAGAGUGCGGAGGCUGCGAUGAGAAUGAUCAUGAUUGGGCGUCGCCUUGUUGUCAACGAGGCCAAGAGCCGAAAUAGAGAAGCCGGUGCAUCUCAGUGGAUAUCUCCUGAAAGAACUAGCAUCCGCUUCCAGAUUCGGGAGUCUAUCGUCAAGCUGCUACCUUUGCUCGUAUCACUCUCCAUCUUUAUCUCCUGGCCCUGGUUUGCGGCGGGGCACUGA
Molecule: messenger RNA, 1317 nt
Organism: Uncinocarpus reesii 1704
Lineage: Eukaryota; Fungi; Ascomycota; Eurotiomycetes; Onygenales; Onygenaceae
Exons: 1
Coding region: 1-1317 (438 amino acids)
Molecular function (GO): glycerate kinase activity
Source: RefSeq, a predicted model, not a curated record